AUUUAAUAAAGCGUACAUAAGCAAACAAGUUGCUGCUAAUUUUUCUAAACAGAGUUUUUGUCACUUCAAACGGUAUUUCUCAUUGAGCACGACAACAACGAGGGCAUGUGAUGCAAACAACAACUAAAUUGCGUCGUAAAUAAAGGAGGGCUACAGUAAUUGCUUAGUUACAUAUAAAUUGUGCUAUCCAUCGAUAAAUAAUGCCACCCAAGAAAAUAAACACAACAUCACAAUUUUGUGGUUAUUGCUCUGAGCUGAUACGAGAUGGUGUACAGUCCAGCAUCCAAUGUGUUGCUUGCCAACUCUGGUUUCACUCUAGGUGUACAGGCCUUUCAUCUGUGGAAUUUAAGGCCACAGCGAUCAGUAUCAAGAAAAAGGAGUCGGUUUGGAACUGUUCAUCCUGCAGCAAUGAUAUCAGUGUUAGGACAUGUGACAGCCACUUAUCUGAUGAUGAAGUUUUAACACACAUCUCGCCACAAGCUAAUGAAAUGGAAAGUCUCUUCCAGAAGUACUUUGAUCGCUUCACCUCUGACUAUGACCGCAAAUUUGAAGAUCUCAAAAAGUCAUUCGUAAGUAGCGUAAAUAACCUUAAGGAUGAGGUAAGCAAUCUGUCUAAACAAUAUACAACACUCGCUAAUAAAUGUACUGCCCUUAACGAUAGGCUUUCAUCAGUAGAGAAUAAAAUUAAUAAUAAACUCAAUGCCAAGCCUGACUUACCAGUGAGCAAGGAAGAUAUCUUCACUGAAAUGUUGGAACGUGAGCGCCGUAAAGUCAAUGUAAUUGCUCUAAACAUCCCGGAAUCAGUCAAACCAAUGGGUAAAGAUCGUUUGGAUGACGACAGGACAAAUCUAGUAGCCGCUUUGCCUUCUUGUCUCUCGAACAUUGCCACUGAAUUUAAGCUACGCAGACUAGGCCGACAUACACCGGGUCGUACACGUGCGCUACAUAUUACAACUCGCUCAGCUGAUGAUGCGCUCUCAAUUAUCAAAUACAGACCACCUAAUAGUAACACUGCAGUCUUUUUCAAAGCUGAUCUUACCCCUUCUCAACAACAGCACCUAAAAGAUUUACGACUGGAACUUGACUCUCUAGUAAAAAGCGGCAACGACAGUAUGACUAUAAAGUAUAUCCAUGGUAUGCCUAAGAUUGUAAAGAAGAAUUUUCGCUCGCACAACGAACAAGAAGAAAGUAUCUCUCAUCCAGUUAUAUUACCAGAACGUUCGAGGUCUGCGCACAAAACUCUGCGCAUUUCUGACCAACACGUCGUCUAACCAGUCUGAUAUCAUAUGCAUCACUGAGUCCUGGCUCCAUCCAUCUAUACGUGAUGGAGAAGUCAUUGACUCUUCUUAUAAUAUCUACCGUAAAGAUCGUACAUCUCAUGCUAAUCAUAAAGUACGUGGUGGUGGAGUCUUUAUCGCAUGCAAACGUUAUCUACACACUGAGCCAAU
Bactrocera tryoni is the source of this 1448-nucleotide messenger RNA. RefSeq lists its product as uncharacterized. Bases 201 to 1271 code for a protein of 356 amino acids. NCBI's taxonomy places the organism in Eukaryota, Metazoa, Arthropoda, Insecta, Diptera, Tephritidae. The transcript has 2 exons. The record is from RefSeq and is a predicted model, not a curated record.